AUGCUCGACCUCAGGGAAUUAGAAACGCACCUAUGGACAGAUUCUAUGGUAACCCUGGCAUGGAUCAAAGGACACCCCUCAAGAUGGAAAGACUACGUCCAAAACCGAGUCAUCAAAAUCCAGGACUCACUCCCAGAUGCAAGCUGGAGACAUAUCAGCGGCAAGGAGAAUCCAGCCGACUGUGCCUCAAGAGGAAUUGCUCCUCAAGGACUAGCAGUACAUCCCCUAUGGUGGACCCGACCUGAAUGGAUUAAUCAGGAUCCCCAGGAAUGGCCUUCCUCAAUAGACGAAGUUCCAGCAGUAGCAGCAACCGAAGCAAGACCAUCACUAUCCUAUCCAGUGGCCAUGAAGAUCUAUGCCUUAGCCGAACUACUCAACAGGUACUCCAGAAUGGAAAAGGUACUCCAAGUAACAGCGACACUGAACAGAGCAAUCGAGCGAUUUAGAAGACAGCCAGUUCCCCAGAGGCCCGUCCUCACCAUCAGGGAACUCACCGAGGCCAGGACAUUCUGGGUAAAAAUAACUCAAGCUCAAUAUUUUGCUUCUGUUCAUAGGUUGCUCGUGAGAAACGCUCAAGUACCACGGAGUCAUCCUCUGGCAAAGUUAACGCCCACUCUAGACGAACUCGGAAUUAUCCGACUAGGAGGCCGUCUAAAAAACUCACAGCUGGAUCCCGAAGAGAUUCACCCGGCAAUCCUGCCUCGACAGUCUCGACUAACGACGUUAGUCCUCGAAGAAGCUCACCGAAAAACUCUACACGGUGGGACACAACUCACCCUAGCUUUCACGCUACAGAAGUACUGGAUCAUCGGUGGCAGAGGCACUGUUAGAGCCCAUAUCCAGAAAUGUGCCAUCUGCAUCAGACACCGAGGACGCCAGGCUCAACAGCGAAUGGCACCACUGCCGGCUGUUAGAACUUCACCAACACGAGCAUUCCUCCACACGGGAGUGGACUAUGCAGGUCCACUUCCCAUUCUAAAAUGGCGGCCUACAAACGCCCAACCAUCUAUGGUGCAUAUUGCAGUUUUUGUCUGUUUCAGCACAUCAGCUGUUCAUCUCGAGCUCGUGUCCAGGCAGACGACAAAUGCCUUCAUAGGGGCAUAUAAGAGAUUCACCGGAAGAAGAGGAAUCCCCGAAGUGAUGUACAGCGAUAACCCCACUACAUUUGUUGGCGCAGCAUCAAUACUCAAGACGCUGUACAAUCAACCCUCUAGAGAGAACCUCGAGAUUCAAGCUGCCCUCACCACACAGAGGACUCAAUGGAGCUUCUCACCACCGAGAGUACCCCACUUUGGUGGCAAAUGGGAGGCAGCUGUGAAAUCCACCAAGUUCCACCUCAAGAGAGUCCUCGGAUCAUCAACAUUCACCUACGAGGAACUCAACAGCAUCCUCAUCCAAAUCGAGGCCUGCCUGAAUUCGAGGCCAAUCACUCCAAUGACGGAUGACGCAGAAGACCUCCAAGCACUCACCCCAGGACAUUUCCUGAUCGGUGAGCCACUCCAGAUCAUACCAGAACCAACCAUCCUCAACAGAGAGCCCAGAAAACUACAAAGAUGGAAUCUGGUUACUCAAAAAAUCCAGCAGUUCUGGUCCAGAUGGGCUAGAGAGUGUCUCCAACGAUAUCAAGCCAUCUAUAAGUGGAACCAGAGAGAGAGGAACAUCGAGGUUGGAGACAUGGUCCUGAUGAUCGACGAAGAUUAUCCUCCAGAAAAAUGGCCCCUCGCAAGAGUAAUAGAAAUUCACCCAGGAGCAGACGGCCUAACCAGAGUGGCAACCAUCAGGUGUUCAAAAGCAUCAGUUCCAACCCAACAAAAUGGAACUCCCAUCUUAGAGAGGAUCACCAGCACCAGCUCAAUCUUCAAAAGACCCAUCGCCAAGCUCUGCCUCCUACCGACAGAUCCACCUCCAGCAGAACAACCUCCAGAGGAGGAGCCAGAGCAAGAAGAGGAUUAG
Molecule: messenger RNA, 1953 nt
Organism: Diachasmimorpha longicaudata
Lineage: Eukaryota; Metazoa; Arthropoda; Insecta; Hymenoptera; Braconidae
Exons: 1
Coding region: 1-1953 (650 amino acids)
Biological process (GO): DNA integration
Molecular function (GO): nucleic acid binding
Source: RefSeq, a predicted model, not a curated record